Molecule: messenger RNA, 2200 nt
Organism: Leptomonas pyrrhocoris
Lineage: Eukaryota; Euglenozoa; Kinetoplastea; Trypanosomatida; Trypanosomatidae
Product: putative mitochondrial NADH dehydrogenase
Exons: 1
Coding region: 611-2200 (529 amino acids)
Molecular function (GO): NADH dehydrogenase activity
Source: RefSeq, a predicted model, not a curated record
GCCCCGUACGCGUCCCUUUGGUUCUUUUGUUGUGUGACGAAAGAGGCGGCUUUUGCACACGUCUCUCACAAAGCAGGUCUGAACCGUAUCCUGUCUUCUCUCCCUCUCUCCCUCUCUCUCUCGAUCUGUCUACGCAAACGCGCGCGCAAGCCUUUCCUGAGUUUCGCGACGACCAUCUUUAAAAAUAUAUAUACAUUCUUCUUUUUCUUUAACACAGAGUAGAGAGCUUCCGAGUUAGCACAUAAGUAUAAAAUCAGUCGUAAUAAUAAUUCACCGUUUUCUCGCUUGCCGAAUUUUUGUUGCUGUUGUUCUUUUUUUUUCUGUUCGGGCCGUUUCCAACAUCGCUUGGGUGGCUUCCGCCGUUCUGCAUUUCUCUGUGGUGCUUACACACAUACACACACGGCGGUUUUGUUUGAGCUCUCUGACCUCUCCACCCACCGACUCCUCACAUAUUUAUCAAGUUUUUAUUUUUUGUUUUUCCCCAAAGCAGACCUAAACAAAUUAGCUUUCCUGGUUGUGCUCCACGUUGAUUCAAGUCGUCCCCGGUGCAAUUUGGGAACAGCGAGGCGCUGCAGUGAAACAGAAAAAAUCACCUUCUGCCACUAUUAAGAUGCUACGCAGCACUGUGUUGCGACUGAAGCCGAAUGUGGUGGUGUUGGGCACCGGCUGGGCCGGCUGCUACGCGGCCCACCACCUCAACCCCAAGCUAUGCAACAUCCAGGUGAUCUCGUCCCGCAACCACAUGGUGUUCACCCCGCUCCUGCCUCAGACCACCACCGGCACACUGGAGUUCCGCUCCGUCUGCGAGCCCAUCACGAACAUCCAGCCGGCGCUCGCAAAGCUGCCCCACCGCUUCUUCCGCAGCGUCAUCUACGACGUCGACUUCGACAAGAAAGUCGUGCAGUGCGUUGGCGUCGGCGUCGUGGGAGCGUCGGAGAACGUCCCGGUCAACACCUUCGAGGUGCAGUACGACUACCUUAUCAUGGCGCACGGUGCGCGGCCGAACACCUUCAACGUCCCCGGCGUUGAGGACAAGGCCUUUUUUCUUCGUGAGGUGAACGAGGCACGGGGCAUUCGCAAGCGGCUGGUGCAAAACAUCAUGGCCGCCGAUCUCCCCACCACGUCCGAGGCGGAAGCGCGGCGUCUGCUGCACACCGUCGUGGUGGGUGGUGGCCCAACAGGGAUUGAGUUUGCCGCCAACCUCGCCGACUUCUUCCGCGAGGACAUCAAGAAGGUGAAUCAGUCGCUGCUGCCGUACUGCAAGGUGUCGGUGUUGGAGGCGGGCGAGGUGCUCGGCUCCUUCGAUAAGGCGCUGCGCCAGUACGGACUGCGCCGGCUGAAGCAGCUCGGCGUCGAGAUGAAGAAAUCCGCCGUGGUCGGUGUGACGGACCACGAGGUGUUCACCAAAUCCGGCGAGGUCAUGCCCACGGGGCUGGUGGUGUGGAGCACCGGCGUGGGUCCGGGCGCGAUCACGAAGGGCCUGAAGUGCGACAAGACGAACCGCGGCCGCAUCUCCGUCGACGACCACCUCCGCGUGCUGCGCGAUGGCAAGCCCAUUCCAAACGUCUUUGCGGCCGGCGACUGUGCAACGAACAGCGCAAAGCCGCUGCCCACCCUCGCCGCGGUGGCCUCGCGCCAGGGCCGCUACAUCGGUAAGGAGGUGAACAACGUGUUGCGGGGCAAGACCAUGACGCAGCCGUUUAAGUACCGCAAUCUGGGCAGUAUGGCCUCUAUCGGCAACUCCUCCGCCAUUGUGUCGCUGGGCGACAAGUUCAAGUUUGACGUGAACGGCUACCUGGCGCUGUGGGUGUGGAAGAGCGCGUACCUCACCAUCCUCGGCUCCAUCCGCAGCAAGCUCUACGUGAUUGUGAACUGGGUCGGCAGCCGAGUGUUCGGCCGCGACAUCACCUACAUUGGUGACCUGAGCGAGGACCGCAUGUACGCCAUGCUCGCCACCGAGGAGGUGUCGAAGGAGCGCAGCCGGAGGAAGGCGCAGGAAAUGCUGCAUGCGAUGAAAACCGAGAGCACCUUCACCGCCGCCAUGGCGGAGGAGGGAGCGGCGAAGGGAUUUUUGCCGCGCAAGAACGAUGAGGACGAGGCUGCGCCAUCGGCUGCGACGGCGCCACCGAGCAAACCGGAGGCGGAAACUGAGCCGCGAUCUUCGCCGGCUGAAGCGGGGCCGUCGGAGAAGAAGGCGUAG